GAUGGUUUAUUAUCGUUUAUACUGGACGCUGUGGAUGUUGUCGUGUUUUGGACCAUAUUUCGGUCAAGAUCAGCAGUUUCCUGAUCCGGCUAAUGGAGCAGUGGGAGAAAGCGUGAAGCUCGCCCCUAAUAACCCACCCCCCUCCACAUCCAUUCUUAUAACUCAAUGGCAUUUUACUUCAACUCUUAUAAUUACAGUAGCAUCUGGUGUAACUACAGUAAACCCCGCAUAUGAAGGCAGAGCCCGUGUGGACAUCAGCACUCUCGCUCUGGAGCUGAAGAAUCUGACACUGGAUGAUUCUGGAACAUACGAACUCAGAGUAACACUUACUGCUGGAGAUCAAUUUACAGAAGAAACUUCACUACAAGUGUUCGCAAAAAUAUCUAAUGUCAGGCUUAUUGGUCCAGAAGAAUUAUUAAUAGAGGGAAACUCAUCUGCUAGCAUCACCUCUGAGGGAACUGGCAACAUCACCUCUGUGCAGUGGAUGAAAGAUAACAGUCCUCUGUCUCCUAGCAACCGCAUCAUCUUCUCACCUGAUAACACAUCAGUGUCCAUCAGUCCAGUGCAGAGAUCAGACAGUGGGGAAUAUCAGUGUACUUAUAGAAACCCUGUCAGCUCUGGGACGGCAAAACUCCCCCUGAUCAUCAACUAUGGACCAGAAGAUGUUUCUAUUAAGGGUCUGGAUGUGGUGGAUUUAGGGGUCUCUGUGUCUCUGUCUUGCUCUGCAAAUUCUGUACCUUCUGCCUCCUUCAGCUGGAAGAUUAAUGGAACAGACACCAGUGUGACCACAGACACUUUCACCAUAGAGAAGACUGACCACACACACAGUGGAGAUUACGAAUGCACUGCCUGGAAUAGUGUCACAAAGAGAAGUGCUUUACAAAGACAUGCUUUACUAGUUAAAGGAGGAGGAGGAGGACUGACAACAGGAGCGAUAGUUGGGAUUGUCAUUGGAGUUUUAGUGGCAGUCGCAGGCAUUUGUGGUCUGAUUGUCUAUUUAAUAAAAAACAAGAAAAUCCCAAAUCUAACGCUUCUCAAAAAUGGACGAGCAAGUGGAGCAGCAGCAGCACAAAGCAGACAAGAGCCUGAAUUGAACUAUGCAGACAUCAGCCAUUUUCAGAAGGCUGGUGGAGGGAGAGUGAUUCUGGGGAAUAGAAGUGAGCCUAGUACAGAGUAUGCAGAAGUAAAACGUGGAGCCAAGUCAAAGGCUCCUCCACCUCCCUAUGGAAGUCAGUUUCAGACUCAUUUGAAAUCCGUGGAAGAAGCAAAGUAUUUUCUAGUUAGGAUUUCCAAAAUGGGACAUCAAUUACUUGCCUUCUACUUCCUCACCUUAAUCUGUAUUCCAGGUCUUUGUGCAGUGACCCUGGUUCCAUCACAAAACCCUGUGGCGGUCGGGAGCAAUGUCACCAUAAGUUUGAAGGACCCCAUCAACAUUAUAGUUGGGAACUGGUUGUUUAGGUCUAGUACAUUGUUCAUAUGGGUAAAUCAAGACAUUUACCCGGGUAGUAGCCACCAAGCUGGAAUAGAUUUAAACAUCACUACAUAUCAGCUCACCUUAUUGUCAGUAACUCUGAAUAGCUCCGGCAUGUAUGUAUUGGAGGCCUUGAGUCCAAACAGGACCAGAGCAGAUAUUACAUUAGAUGUUCAGGAACCUGUCAGUAAUGUUACUGCAGAUGUAAGCAAGACAAACCUGGUGGAGUAUAACGACACCGUGACGUUCACAUGCAACGCCAGAGGCACGCCACUGUGGUUUUCAUGGCAGAACGGCAGCUCUGCAGUCACAGCGGGAGAAAGAGUUCAGCUCAGCAACAAUGGACGAAAUCUCGUCAUCAGUGGUGUGACGCGGUACGACGAAGGUCCCUUCAAGUGUGUUGUGGUAAACAACAUCAGCAAUGGAGAGAGUAUUCAAAUUAAUCUCACUAUAAGCUAUGGGCCUAGUAACCAGAGAAUAACAGCCUCGCCAGACAACAUGGCAUUCACUUCUGGUUCGGCCAUUUCUCUGUCAUGCUCUGUUGAGUCCAAACCAGCAGCUUCUUUCUACUGGACAUACAACGGCAAUCCUCUGAAUGUCUAUAGUUCGAGUUAUAAUCUUAGAGACACUACUGAGAACAUGACUGGACUGUACACCUGCGUUGCCCAAAAUGAAGUCACGCUCAGAUCUGCUGCAGUGACAAAAACUAUUCGUAUAGUUGACCCAAUAUCAGCAGUGGCAGUGAAUCCAUCAGGCUCUUCAAUAGAACACAUGCCUUUUAAUCUAAGCUGUAAUGUUGUGGGGCCAGUGGACUCCAUUCAGUGGAUGAAGAACGGCAUGUACCUGUACGCCGACAAUACGACCACUUUUUUCAAUGGCAACUCAACCUUGAGCUUCAAAAAACUCGCUCUUAGUGAUGACGGACUGUACCAGUGUGCCGCUAGUAAUGCUGUCAGCAACAUUAGCAUCCAGGCCUACCUUACGGUCAACUAUGGCCCAAUCAACACUACAGCCUCUGGUCCAGAUGUAGCCAUGGUGGGAUCCAACGUGACAUUCAGCUGUUCCUCUGUCUCUCGUCCUCAAAGUCAAUACAGCUGGUAUUUCAGUGGCUCAAAAGUAGCAGAUGGCCCAGUGUAUGUAACUGCAGCUCUCAAUAAAAACCAUAGUGGACAGUACACCUGCAUGGCCUUCAAUAACAUCACAGGCAGGAGCAGCAACGCCUCAGUGCAGUUAACUGUAAUAGCUCCUGUCACCAAUGUUAUGGUGAAUAUGGACAAUCAGCAACCAAUCUUCAACCAACCAUUCACACUAACCUGCACUGCCAGUGGAGAUGUUGAGCACAUUCAGUGGAUGAAGAACGGCAUGUUCCUGUAUCCUGAAAAUGGAAUCACUUUCUCCAAUGACAAUUCCACCUUGAGAUUCCAAAAUCUCUCUCUCAAUGAUGAUGGACAUUAUCAGUGUGAAGCAAGUAACGCUGUCAGCAACUCGACCAGCCACGCCUAUGACCUGAUGGUCAACUAUGGUCCAUGGAACCAGACAGUCGAAGGCCCUAUCAUUGCAGCGAUUGGGUCCAAUGUGACCUUUAACUGUACUGCAGUCUCUCGUCCUCAAAGUCAAUACAGCUGGUUCCACAAUAGUUCAAAAGUGGGAGAUGGCCCAGUGUAUGUGACUGCAGCUCUCUCACUAAGUGUCAGCGGACAAUACACCUGCAUGACUGUCAAUAACAUCACAGGCAGCAGCAGCAACGCCUCAGUGCAGUUAACCUUAAAAUAUCCAGUCAGUGAUGUUAUUGUAAAUGCGGGCAAUCAGCAACCAAUCUUCAACCAACCAUUCACACUAACCUGCACUGCCAGUGGAGAUGUUGAGCACAUUCAGUGGAUGAAGAACGGCAUGUUCCUGUAUCCUGAAAAUGGAAUCACUUUCUCCAAUGACAAUUCCACCUUGAGAUUUCAAAAUCUCUCUCUCAUUGAUGAUGGACAUUAUCAGUGUGAAGCAAGUAACGCUGUCAGCAACUCGACCAGCCACUAUGACCUGAUGGUCAACUAUGGUCCAUGGAACCAGACAGUCGAAGGCCCUAUCAUUGCAGCGACUGGGUCCAAUGUGACCUUUAACUGUACUGCAGUCUCUCGUCCUCAAAGUCAAUACAGCUGGUUCCACAAUAGUUCAAAAGUGGGAGAUGGGCCAGUGUAUGUGACUGCAGCUCUCUCACUAAACGACAGUGGACAGUACACCUGCAUGACUGUCAAUAACAUCACAGGCAGCAGCAGCAACGCCUCAGUGCAGUUAACUGUAAUAGAUCCCAUCACUUCAGUGGUAGUGACCCCUGAUCGUCUCAUUCCUCUGGCUUCUCAAAGUCUGCAGCUCACAUGUAAUGUGAUGGGUCCCUACAACAAAAUCUACUGGCUAAGAGACAACCAGAAUUUCCAGCAAUCAGAUGGAGUUACAUUUUCAGGAGAUAAUACCACUGUGACCUUCAAAUAUCUGAAGACCGCUGAUGAUGGGCAAUAUCAGUGCGUCGCCACAAACAAAUUGAAAGAGCAUGCCAGUAAACCAUAUGGUCUUGUGGUCAUCUUUGGACCACAGAGUGUGCAGAUCAUUGUACUUCCAGGGAUUCCCACCAAGUUGACAUGUCAAGCACUGUCUCAGCCACCAGCUGUGUAUCAUUGGAUCGAAAACAACACAGUAGUGGGAAAUCAGUCUACCGUAGAAGUUCCCAUAAAGUAUAUCCUGGGCAGCAAUUACACCUGUGUGGCCAAAAACCCUUUGACCAAUGUGACGGUCUACACCAGCCAAGUCGUCAAUUACCCCAAUGCUGCUGUCAGCGUCCAGGCGAGUGUGUUGCUGACUGCUCUCAUCGCUCUGCUGCUCCCUGUGCUUGAGCUAUGGCUCUAAUACUGAUAUUACUGUCAGGAUGAACAUGGUAUUUCUGAAUGAGGCUUGUAGAUUAGUUGAACUGCUCAAAUUAAUUUUUGAAAGCCAGGCAUAAGCAUUUAUUAACGGAACACUCUUUUGGCAACUAAAAAAGGGGGUUACAUUUUAAUGGAACCAUACUACAUUAUUUGCCUAUAUAUUUAUUUUCUAAAAAUUAUAUAUGUGGUACAUUUAUUACUAUCAUUAAUUGGACAGUAAUUUAAUGAAUCACCCAUUUAAUAUGCUUUACUCUAAAUUAAAGCUGAACCUCACAGAUGCUUCAGACACAACUUCACAAAGUUCAUGUU
Molecule: messenger RNA, 4689 nt
Organism: Rhinichthys klamathensis goyatoka
Lineage: Eukaryota; Metazoa; Chordata; Actinopteri; Cypriniformes; Leuciscidae
Gene: ceacam1
Product: CEA cell adhesion molecule 1
Exons: 21
Coding region: 2-4363 (1453 amino acids)
Source: RefSeq, a predicted model, not a curated record